Penicillium canariense is the source of this 414-nucleotide messenger RNA. RefSeq names its product cytochrome P450. The record is from RefSeq and is a predicted model, not a curated record. The transcript has 2 exons. Lineage: Eukaryota; Fungi; Ascomycota; Eurotiomycetes; Eurotiales; Aspergillaceae. The coding region runs from base 1 to 414 and encodes 137 amino acids.
AUGGCUGAGUCAUCCCAGGAAAUAUCACCUAGUCUGGCUGAGGAGGUGCUCGGGGUGCAGGCCCCUGUGAACAACCAUGAUAUGGUCGCUAUUUCAUGCACAAUGUUUGGGACGACAAGGGAGCCAUCAGUGCCAUGGUUUCUCAUGGAUCUUUGUACCUGGAUGCCCCUGUCUGAAUUGAAACCUGCCGCUCGUGGCCAAGUGAAAGGCACAAUGGCAGAUCUCCACAAUGGCCCAGUCGCCACUACUCUAGGAGAAGCGGGUGCAGGGGCCACCGCUGUUCGAUGGGGUAAUUUGGACAACGUCAGUAGCGUCAUAAACAACCGCAUCCGGCUCUGGGAGAAGGCCCUUGGCGAGUUCUCCAUGAUAGAGGCAUGCAUCGCAUCUCACGCUUUUCCACUACGGGUGGCAUAG